GGUCAGAAUUCAGCACUUUAUGAUAUUGACACAAGACGUCUAGCAGAUUUUCUAUACUUUCCAUUGUAUUGAUAUACAUAUAUAUAUUAAGAUGCAUCAGAACAAAGUAUUGUGUAUCUUGGCAGUCAUUGUUGUGUCAACCAACAGUGGAGUGUAUGGUUUAGACUGGCCAUGGAAUUGGAAAAGAGAAGAUGUCACGUGUUACACCACGUGUUUGGCAGCAGUUGGCACAGGCGCAGUUGUUGCAACGCCAUUGGCAAUAUCAGCAGCAGGAUUUGGCGCUGCAGGUAUUGCUGCUGGGUCGUUGGCUGCUAAAUUGAUGUCAAUGGUAGGAGUUGUAAAGGCUGGAAGCUGGUUGGCAUUUUUACAGUCGGCUGGAGUUUAUGGUGUUGGUACAACUGGAAAAAUGAUAUUAGCCUCGACUGUUUCACCAUUGUGUGCAGCUAUAUGUGGAAGUUCAGAGGAAAGACAAGAUUUAAAAUGUUAUACCCAUAGAAUUGAUGGAAUGAAGGGCUUGGACGAAUAUCUGAUACGAGCAGAACAAGUAAAGAAUAUUAAGCAGUGUGAAGAUCAAUGCAACGAUGAUGCAUAUUGCAGGGCCUUCCGGUAUCUUCCAAAAAAUAGCUUUUGCUUUUUAUACAAGCUACAACAAUAUAUUGAAGACGAUAUCAGUGAAAGCCAAUUUUAUGUAAAACGUUGUAUUCUAUGUUACAUGAACCAAACGAAAAAUGCCAAAGGACGGGAUGAUGAAAUUCAAAUAGUUUGGGAAGCAACUUCUCUCAAGGAAUGUGAGAUUCGAUGUAUUAAAACUGACGACUGCGGUGCUGUUUAUUUUGAUGGGCUGAGAUGUUUCAAAUUUAACACCAAAACGGAACCAAAGGAGAAUACAGGCACUGACUUUUCAGCAAAGAUAUGUGUAGAGUUCAGCGAUAUAGCACUUGAAUAUGAUGGUGACAAAUACAAGCAAAACGGGAAUAGCUGAAUAUAAUAGAAUAGUGCAAGAUUAUUGAAUUUUGACAAGUAAUUGAUGAAUAAAAUGAGAAGUAAUGUUAAAAAAACAAACUAAUUUAUAUUAGUUUUUUAUAUUAGUUUUCUGUUAUAUGAUUUAAUUAAUUUUAGCUGCAAAUCCUUACUCAUGGUUAACCAAU
Mytilus trossulus (common blue mussel) is the source of this 1148-nucleotide messenger RNA. RefSeq lists its product as uncharacterized. The transcript is spliced from 5 exons. Gene Ontology annotation, cellular component: membrane. NCBI's taxonomy places the organism in Eukaryota, Metazoa, Mollusca, Bivalvia, Mytilida, Mytilidae. The record is from RefSeq and is a predicted model, not a curated record. Bases 92 to 982 code for a protein of 296 amino acids.